AUGUGCAGUGUUGGCCAUGCUCCAAUUCAGGUGUAUCAACAGCACAUGCAACAUCCGCUACUGUCAGCCAUUUCCGGAAAUAAUUAUGACGAAACGCAGCGAACGCAUUAUCCGUGGCAUCAACAACAUUCGCAUCACUUUCCACCGAAUCCCUACGUGCAACAUGGACGUCCACUGUUGGCCGCUGCCAGCAACCACAACGGUGCUUAUGCCAGCGCAGCCAGCGGCCACUCUGGCUAUGGCAUAGAGCCAUCGUUGGAGUAUGAGGUGCCACCAUCGGGCAGCUAUUCGCCGUAUCAUCCAAGUGGCAGUAGCAACGAUCCCGCAUAUCCACCACCGCAUCCACCAGCUCAUCAUGCACCAAAAUCAGCGCCAACAACGUCGGCCUCGAAGAAGAAAAGGAGCUCCAGCUCGGUAAUGUCUGCAUUGACGCUGCUCUCGUUCUUCUUUUUCGUGAACAUGCUGCAGAGUUGCAUCAAGGAGCACAUCACUGACAUGAACCCCACCGUAAUGGUGCUCACAUCGAGCGGUAGUCGCAAUCGUUUCAAUAAAUUAGCUGAAAUGAACUCACGCGAACAAACCUCAUCGCCGGCAUCCACCACAGCAUCAGAGUCAGCGGCAGCGGCAGCGGAAGUGGUGGCAUCUUGGCCCGUUGCAAGUUCCGCCAUCGUGCCCGUCAUUGUUACGCCUGCUGUGACGCUGCAUACGCCGUAUAGCAGUGGCCUGAUGACUAAUAAGCCAGCCUUGCAUUCUCAUUCGGACCGCCAACAGCAGCCCUACAUGGACACUGGCUAUCCCUGGUCCUACGGCCCCAAUGCCAACUCACAGUCGCAUUCUCAGCCGCAUUCGCAUUCGCAAUCGCAUUCCCAUUCACAUGCAGUUGGCAGCAAACGUUACUCAUCUUCAGCUUCGUUGGGCGCUCAGUCGGGCGUAAGCUCUUACUCGGAUAAUGCGCGGUAUGGGCAAGACGAUGAUGAUCAACGCUACAGCCACGUACAUGAUGAUGAUAACGCUGCCGCUGGUCAACGUCGACGCGUUGAUUUCUACACGCGCAAUAAUAAUUGA
Molecule: messenger RNA, 1065 nt
Organism: Drosophila innubila
Lineage: Eukaryota; Metazoa; Arthropoda; Insecta; Diptera; Drosophilidae
Exons: 5
Coding region: 1-1065 (354 amino acids)
Source: RefSeq, a predicted model, not a curated record